AGUUGCUCGCGAGCCAAGCUUCAGUGACGACGCAUUCAACGUACGCGCUGACGUCACAAAAGUUUACGUGCGAGAAAAAAAAUAUAGAAACAUAUCUAGUGCUGUGAAUACGAAUAUUGUGAAAUAUGGUUUUUGGAAAAAUUAAAUAAUUUCGUGAUUUAUUUUCGGCAUUUUUUUUUGUUUUCAAAAAUACAGUUCGCGUGUGAAAGAAAGUGAUUUUAGUUUUGGAAAAAGUGUAACUGAAAUGCUUGAUAACUUUUACUAGUGUUAAAAAUAAAGUCAAAUAGUUUGCACAGUGGUCAAGUUUUAAGUUACAAAGAAGCUGCUAAAAACUUUUGGAAGGUACUAAAAUAGCAGCCAUGUUUCCCGUCGCGAACACUUGAGUGAGAUCGAGCCAAGAUGAGUUUGAAGAACUUGAACUCGACUUUUGAAGUGGGUUGGAAUGAGUCGGAAGUAUGGGGGGUACCGCAGCUGGACCUCGAUGUGUUCUAUAGACCCGAUGUGGUGAUUAUUGUGCUAUAUGUAGUCGUGUUGACUGCUUCGCUGUCCGCAAACACACUACUCAUCUUCAUUGUGAUUAAGUUCCAGUAUAUGAGAAGUGUGACGAACAUAUUCCUGGUGAACCUGUCGGUGGCAGACCUGUUAGUGACGCUGUUCUGCAUGCCGGUGCAGAUCGCCAAGUCCGUCACACUGCUGUGGUACUUCGGCGAGGUUAUGUGCAAGACUGUCAACUUUUUGCAAGGAGUAGCAGUGGCUUCAAGCGUGUUCACCAUCACAGCGAUGUCAGUAGACCGGUACCUGGCCAUCACGCAAUCUCUCCGACAACCCUGGAUGCCAUCAAGACGAGGAGCCUGUAGUCUGCUAGCAGGACUCUGGCUGGUAGCCCUGGCCAUCUUCGCCCCACUUCUAGCAGUAGCUACAGUUGAGAGAGAAUACGUUCCUUCAUUGUCAAGGACGCGAAAUGGAUCGGUUUGGGUCGAGCGCAGCAUCGAAUUCUGCACAGAAAAAUGGCCGGACUCGAUAAAAAAAGAAUUGUUUGGUGCGUUCAGUUUCGUCCUCGUGUAUGCAGUGCCCGGUUGCAUAGUGGUGGUGUCAUAUUCUCUGAUGGGACGACGGCUGUGCUCCGUGCUACCUCCAUUCGAUCAGACGGAGGGCAGUGCUAAUAGCCAGCAGCGUCUCAGGAUCGUGAGGGAGAGGAAGAGAGUGGCCUGGAUCCUGUUACUCCUGGCAGUACUCUUCGCUCUGUGCUGGCUGCCGUACAACAUCCUGCAGCUGCUGAUUGAUGUCAAUGCCGUCAAUGUGGAGUCCGUGUCUGCGAUACUGCCGUAUACGUUGCUAUUGGGGCACACGAACUCAGCGAUCAACCCCAUCGUGUACUGCCUGAUGACCCGCAACUUCCGCCGGUCCCUGCGCAAGCUCAUCUGCCACGAUCCGGGUAACAUACACUCUAGUACUCAUUUCCAUAUGCAAGGUUUACGUCAAAAAUCCAACACGUCUAGCAUGAGGACCUGUACUACUGUAACUUUCAGGAGCAGUAACAACCAGAUCGGAAGGAUUGCUACCGGACCUCCCAGCAUACAGUACGGCAGAGCCAAUAGGACCGCGUCCUUUAGAGAUAACGGCUGGAAGGACCGAUACCAAAAGACCCCACAAUUUUUGUAAUAAAUGACAUUUUAUGUGAGAAUUAAAGUAAUAUUUUAAGCUUAGUUUUAUAAUGACAAAAAUGACAGACGCGUUAGUUAUGCUUAUUUGCAGCUCUAUAAAGAAAAAAUGUACUCUUGGCACUUUAUGUCAAUAAUAAAAAAGUGCAAAAGUUUCUCACUAAAAUUUAUAAAAUCUGCUGAGUUAUGAUGCAAAAUUUUCCCUUCUUAUUUUUUCUUUGCAACACACUCUAAGCGCCAUCUAUAUUCAGCAUUUCGACUUAUACUUUCAGUAACUUAGUCUUUGUAUUCGCCCCUAGGUGGCGUUAUAAGAAGGGUUGUUUUCAGGCUCGACAACUGACCUGACUGCUUAAAAAUUUUGUCGCUAGAUGGCAUUGCAUACAAAGUCAUCGAACAGCUUUUAAAUACAGGGAACGCGCUAAGUUAAUUAAAAGUUGAGAUAAUUGUAAUUUUAAUCUUAAACUUAGAAGUAUUACGCUUUUGUGUUUUCUUCAUAAAAUAAGUCGUAAAUAUAAUUUUAACUUUAAGAACACGAUCUCGGAAUGUAAGAAAGUAUUUCUAUGGGGAUUUUGCUGAAACUAAAAGCUACCUCAAAGAAAAAUGUAGAUGUCACUUUAUAUUUGAAAUCAACGCCAUCUGUUGGUAGUAAAACAGUUUAUGAUACAGUGACAGUGAUUGAAAUGAAUCUGAAAUGUAAAGUAAGUUGUGUAAGUAUAAAAAUACUUUUUUUUCAGCCUAGCUUUUCUUAAAUAUUCAGUGUUGUAAAGAUUUUCUAAGAAUGUAACUAAUCUAGUCAAAAUAAAGUCAUAAUUGUAUUCUUCUAUUAUUACCGGUAAUUCGUUUAUUCGGGUAAUUUAUAGUUAUGUGUAAACUAUGUAAUAUAUUUAAUUUUGUACUGUAGUAUGGAAUAACUUAUAUUGUUUGUUAAUCAUAAGUUUGUAUAUAAUUAAUGUAUAUAAAGUGAA
Spodoptera frugiperda (fall armyworm) is the source of this 2626-nucleotide messenger RNA. RefSeq names its product neuropeptide FF receptor 1 (gene NGR-A35). The coding region runs from base 400 to 1662 and encodes 420 amino acids. Gene Ontology annotation, molecular function: peptide binding; neuropeptide Y receptor activity. The record is from RefSeq and is a predicted model, not a curated record. Lineage: Eukaryota; Metazoa; Arthropoda; Insecta; Lepidoptera; Noctuidae. The transcript is spliced from 9 exons. Gene Ontology annotation, biological process: G protein-coupled receptor signaling pathway. Gene Ontology annotation, cellular component: membrane.